GGAAUGAGUCCUUUGUCCCCGUAUUUAAAUUUGGACCCCAGGUAUCUAGUACAGGAUACAGAUGAAUUUAUCUUGCCCACAGGAGCCAACAAAACCCGAGGCAGGUUUGAGCUGGCCUUUUUCACCAUUGGGGGAUGCUGUAUGACAGGGGCAGCAUUUGGUGCGCUGAAUGGUUUGCGACUUGGCCUGAAGGAGACACAGAAUAUGGCAUGGUCAAAACCUAGAAAUGUACAGUAA
Messenger RNA from Merops nubicus (carmine bee-eater), 237 nucleotides. RefSeq names its product mitochondrial import inner membrane translocase subunit Tim23. The record is from RefSeq and is a predicted model, not a curated record. The coding region runs from base 4 to 237 and encodes 77 amino acids. The transcript is spliced from 3 exons. NCBI's taxonomy places the organism in Eukaryota, Metazoa, Chordata, Aves, Coraciiformes, Meropidae.